Messenger RNA from Etheostoma cragini (Arkansas darter), 533 nucleotides. RefSeq names its product katanin p80 WD40 repeat-containing subunit B1-like. Lineage: Eukaryota; Metazoa; Chordata; Actinopteri; Perciformes; Percidae. The annotation marks the transcript as partial. Gene Ontology annotation, molecular function: protein binding. The record is from RefSeq and is a predicted model, not a curated record. Gene Ontology annotation, cellular component: katanin complex. The transcript is spliced from 5 exons. Gene Ontology annotation, biological process: microtubule depolymerization.
GCUGAUGUCUCUGUGUUGUGUGUCCCUGCAGGUGGAGGAGGACUUGAUGAAGUAACGUCUCCAGUUGUCCACAGGAAGCAGCCGUCUCCCAGGGAGACAGCAUGGCUGCAGCCAGCAGCACCAAGAUCUCCUGGAGACUGCAGGAGUUCGAGGCUCACUCCAGCAGCGUUACGUGCCUGGCUCUGGGGAAGAGCUCGGGCCGCCUGCUGGCCACGGGCGGAGACGACUGCAGGGUCAACAUCUGGGCCGUCAGCAAGGCCAACUGCAUCAUGAGUUUGACUGGUCAUAAGAACCCAGUGGAGUGUGUCCAGUUCAACACGUCAGAGGAGCAGGUCGUCGCUGGUUCCCAGUCUGGAUCCAUACGGGUCUGGGACCUGGAGGCUGCCAAGAUUUUCAGGACUCUGAUGGGACACAAGAGCAACGUGACCAGUCUGGGUUUCCAUCCGUUUGGACACUUCCUCGCCUCCAGCUCCAUGGACACCAACAUCAAGCUGUGGGACGUACGGAGGAAAGGAUACGUGUUCAGGUACAAG